CCCUUGAUCCCUUCCUUCCCCCAGAAAAAACUGAAGGAAAGGCUGAGCCUCUACCCAGCCCCGGAGGAGGAGGGCAGUGGGGGCCAGUCUGCCCCUGCCGAGCCCCACAUUUCUGACUUGGACACCCCGCAUGGGGGAAGCUCAGCACCAGGGCUGAAAGCACCAGGGACACAGCCUGUGCCCAGGACCAGCAAGGGGACUUCGGGGACACAGCCCAGCUCCCAGGGGAUGCACACAGGGAUGCAGAGAGCACCAGUGACCCCUGAGAAUUGGGAAGGAACUCCCUCAGAUCAGAGAAGGACUUCUGAUACCAACGCCACCAUCCUGGGGACACAGCCAGUGUCCCCCGGCACCAAGACCACAAUCCCAGGGAUGCAGCCAGGGUCCCCCGGCACCCAGACCACCACGCCAGGGACACAGCCAGGGACUCCCAGCACCCAGACCAGCAUCCCGGGGAUGCAGCCAGGGACUCCCAGCACCCAGACCACCAUCCCAGGGAUGCAGCCAGCACCUCCAGGCACCCCAGGAGGAGGAGCAGGCGUUCAGCCAAGCCCCCCUCGCAUGGAGCCCAGCCUUUCUGGCACUGAGAAAGUCCCUACUGAAGCCACCCCCGGUGCUCUGGGGACACAGAUGGAUGCCACAAGCCCCAAGGAGGGAGACAAGGCUUUGCCCACCACACAGCUUGCCCAGGCAGGCCACCCGGCAGCGGGGACCCUCUCACUGACAGCCCAGGGGUUCGAGAUCCCCCUUGAUGGCUAUCCCAGGGCCAUGUCCCCUUCACAAGAGCCAGCUGUGCCCUGGGGGUCCUCAGGCUCCAGCAGUGCCUCCAGCCGCUACGAGGAGACAGUGGAGGCUCUCCGCCAGAUCGGGCAGCUUGGCCACCUCUACACAGCCCUGAAGGAGCAGGUGGCCCAGCUGGAAGCCACCAAGUCAGACCAUGCCGAGCUUGAGAAGCUGCGCCUGCUCUUCCCAGAGGGAGACCAGGAGAACAUUGCCAGCAUCCUGGCUGACCUCCGGGGCCAGGUGUCCUCCCUGCAGGGCCUGGCCAGUGACCUGCAGGGCGAGAAAGGGAAGGUCAGGCAGCUGGAAGAUGCACUUGGAAAGCUGGGGGUGGCUGGACCUGACUGGAAAGUGGAUGGCAGCGACCAGAUUACCCUGCAACUGAGGUCCACGCUGCAGGAGAUAAAGCAGGAGCUGAAGGAGCUGGGAGAGCAACAGGAGAUGACCAAGGCCACGCUGGAGCAGUUGGUGACCAAGACGGCUGACCAGCUGCAGGAGCAGCUGGACGAGCUGAGGGCGAUGGUGGAGGGCACAGGGCAGGAGCGGGAGGAGGCAGAGGCGCAGGCAGCGUGCCCCGUCUGCAGCACGGACAUCAGCGUGCAGGUGGGGCAGCUUCUCCAGCGUUACGAGAAGCUCCAGGAGCUGGUGGACUCCUUCAUGUCGCGGCAGGCGGUGGGCAAGGUGGUGAGGCAGCUGCCGGGAAGGAGCCAGCAGGAUGAGGAGCUGCUGAAGCGCAUCCAGGCCACCGUCAUGCAGGUGCAAGGGGACUACGAGAAGCUCAGCUCCGUCACGGGGAACCUCCUGGAUGACCGUCACCAGAAGCAGAAAGAUAUCGAGGCUCUGUUCCAGUCCCUGGAGAGGCUGGAGAAGGAGAAAGCAGACAAGGAGGACCUGGUGCUGAGAAUCGGUGUGAAAGCAGACAAAACCGCCCUGGCCGGCAAAGUCAGUCGCACCCAGUUUGACGCAAGCAUGGAGCGGCUGAAUGAGAUGAUCCAGGAGAUGCUGAGCCAGGUGAUGGGCCAGGAGCAGGGCUGGCACCAGGUCCAGCGACAGCUCAGUGAAGAGAUGGACUCCAAGCUGGACCGCCUGGAGCUGGGGCCUUUCCGGCAGCAGCUGGAGGAACACUGGAAGACCAUCCUGGAGCAGCUCAAGGAGAAGGUGCCGCAGAUGGAGGCUGACGAUGCAGCUGGGAUUAAGAAGCAGCUGCUGGCCCAUUUCCACUGCAUCUCCUGCAACCGGCCCCUCAGCAUGCUGGUGCCUGGCCCGCACAUCGUGGCCAUCCCGUCCAUGCCACCGCUGGCCCCCCGCCUUGCUGGGCGUCCCCAGACCAUCCUCGAGCUGGAGCAAACACAGCAGCACAGCCACAGCACGAUGAGAUGGAGCUGUUGGGCCAGGACGGCCACAUCUACAGGGGCCGGCAGGAUGGUCAGCUGCCUGUGCUCAUGGGCAAGGAGGGCUCCCCGAGGGACAAGCCCAAGCUGUCCCCACGGCAGUGGGAUGCCUGGGAUACCGGCCGCCUCCUCUCACGGCCCCAGAGCGCCGGGUCCUCGCUCAGCCAGCCGGGCACCACCGUUUCGCUGGAGCACAGGCCAGCCUCGUCCCACGGCCACCUCUCCCAGGCACCGGGGCUUUUCCCGCCCCUGCAGGAUGGAUCCAGCACCCCAGCAGCUGGGUGGGACCGGGGGUCCCCGGCCAAAGCCCCACCACCCCAGCUACCGAGCAGGCGAGCAAGUGGCUCCGGCCAGCAGCAAUAAAGGGCGAUGGGCAGCCAAGCGCCUGUGCGGCCUGAGUGGGGUGGCCCUGGGUCGGGAUCUUCCCGUCAUGCACAAGGAGGGGUCGGCAGCAUCCCUCGUCCUGUGGCCGCGUAUCACCGGAGGAGCUGAAAACAGCCCCUGUCCACCCUCCUCCUCCUGGGGUCUGUGUUGGCUGCGCUCCCCCCGACACCCUCUGGCCACCACGAGCCCCAUUUGGUGCCAGUGACCCCUGCCAGGGGAGCUUGUGGCCCCAAAGGGGGCCUGGGGGAGCCGGGUGGUGCAGCAGGAGGAUGAUGAUGCUCAGUUGCUGCUGAAGGCAGUGGGAAAUGGGGACCUCAGUGGGAAGGGCGGCAGCAGGACGUGGCUUAAUGCCAAAAGCAAAUCCCACCCCAAGCCUGCUGGCUUGAUAUCGCUUAUCGUGAGGGAUGAGUGUCACUGGACUGGUUUCCUUAUCUCCUAGUGGAUAAACCCCCUUUGUCACCCCCUUGUCCCUCUUCCAAUGCUGCCAUGGAUGGAAAGAGGAAGGCACCGACCCCAGUGCUGCCCAGCUCGGGGCAGCUGAUGCUUCCCACCUCUGGAGCAAAGCACCAUAACCCCUUCUCUGCCCCCAACCUUGGGAGAACACAGCCCUUCCUUUCCCUUUGCCACCCCCAUGGCUUGGGGCUGCUUUUCCCCAGCCCCCUUCUGUCACCCAUCCCCUCAGGGUGAAUGCCCCACGGCGUGCUGAGACCUAGCACAAAUUGUGUCACAAGUGGAGAGGCACCAGGCAGGGAAACCGCAGCCCCUGGAAGCAUCCAGGGGAGCACCCCUCACCCCCAUCAUGGUGUGUCCCUGGGGGCUGUCCUGUGGAAAUCCUGCUCUCCUGGUGGAUCUUAUCCUUAAACUUGGGGGGGGGCCCAAACAUCCCCCUUACAGUGGCAGACCCCAUCCCCACCCACCCUGCUCCUGUC
Messenger RNA from Haliaeetus leucocephalus (bald eagle), 3484 nucleotides. It is a transcript of the gene QRICH2, whose product is annotated as glutamine rich 2. The record is from RefSeq and is a predicted model, not a curated record. The transcript is spliced from 15 exons. Lineage: Eukaryota; Metazoa; Chordata; Aves; Accipitriformes; Accipitridae. The coding region runs from base 229 to 2760 and encodes 843 amino acids.